Prunus armeniaca (apricot) is the source of this 1461-nucleotide messenger RNA. Lineage: Eukaryota; Viridiplantae; Streptophyta; Magnoliopsida; Rosales; Rosaceae. The record is from the annotation of a GenBank genome assembly.
AUGGCACCCAUCAAGGGUAUUCUUUCUCUGCCGAGAGCAGCUUUAGCUCGUCAUCAUGGUGACAAGUGGGGCCUAGGGUUGAGAUCAUUCAGCACUCAGGGUGCAACAACUGCUACUACUCCUCAACCUCCACCACCUCCCCCACCUCCAGAGAAAACCCAUUUUGGUGGUUUGAAAGAUGAAGACCGAAUUUUUACCAACUUAUAUGGGUUGCAUGACCCAUUUCUCAAAGGUGCCAUGAAACGAGGUGACUGGCACAGAACCAAAGAUAUAGUUAUUAAAGGUGCUGAUUGGAUUGUCAAUGAAAUGAAGAAGUCUGGCCUCCGUGGACGUGGUGGUGCUGGUUUCCCAUCUGGCCUCAAAUGGUCUUUUAUGCCAAAAGUAUCUGAUGGACGUCCUUCCUAUCUUGUUGUCAAUGCUGAUGAAAGUGAACCUGGAACCUGUAAGGACAGGGAAAUUAUGCGCCAUGAUCCACACAAACUUUUAGAGGGUUGCCUGAUUGCUGGCGUCGGGAUGAGGGCCAGUGCUGCUUACAUCUACAUAAGAGGUGAAUAUGUGAAUGAACGGAUCAACCUCGAAAAGGCCAGAAAAGAAGCCUAUGAAGCUGGGUUACUGGGCAAAAAUGCAUGUGGAUCUGGUUAUGAUUUUGAUGUUCAUAUCCACUUUGGUGCUGGUGCUUAUAUUUGUGGUGAAGAAACAGCGCUUCUGGAGAGCCUUGAAGGGAAACAGGGGAAGCCACGAUUGAAGCCUCCUUUCCCUGCUAAUGCAGGGUUAUAUGGCUGCCCCACCACUGUUACAAAUGUGGAAACGGUGGCUGUUUCUCCCACCAUUUUAAGGCGUGGACCAGAGUGGUUUGCCAGUUUUGGGAGAAAGAACAAUGCAGGGACAAAAUUGUUUUGUAUUUCAGGACAUGUGAACAAGCCUUGCACAGUUGAAGAGGAGAUGAGCAUACCCUUGAAAGAGUUAUUAGAGAGGCACUGUGGAGGUGUGAGGGGUGGAUGGGACAACUUGCUUGCAGUAAUUCCAGGUGGUUCUUCUGUUCCACUACUUACCAAGGAUAUAUGUAAUGAUGUAUUGAUGGAUUUUGAUGCCCUGAAGGCUGUCCAGUCAGGAUUGGGGACUGCAGCUGUUAUUGUGAUGGAUAAAUCAACUGACAUUGUGGAUGCAAUUGCGAGGCUUUCUUACUUCUACAAGCACGAGAGUUGUGGGCAGUGCACACCAUGUAGGGAAGGGACAGGAUGGCUUUGGAUGAUCAUGGAAAGAAUGAAAGUUGGGAAUGCAAAGUUGGAAGAGAUUGACAUGCUUCAGGAGGUGACCAAGCAGAUUGAGGGGCACACAAUCUGUGCUUUGGGGGAUGCUGCUGCCUGGCCUGUGCAAGGUCUAAUAAGGCAUUUCAGGCCAGAGCUUGAGAGGAGGAUCAGGGAGCGUGCAGAGCGGGAAUUGCUGGAGGCAGCUGCUUGA